Messenger RNA from Mytilus trossulus (common blue mussel), 2513 nucleotides. RefSeq lists its product as uncharacterized. Gene Ontology annotation, molecular function: NAD+ poly-ADP-ribosyltransferase activity; transcription corepressor activity; NAD+-protein mono-ADP-ribosyltransferase activity. The transcript has 12 exons. Gene Ontology annotation, biological process: negative regulation of gene expression; protein poly-ADP-ribosylation. The coding region runs from base 140 to 2356 and encodes 738 amino acids. NCBI's taxonomy places the organism in Eukaryota, Metazoa, Mollusca, Bivalvia, Mytilida, Mytilidae. The record is from RefSeq and is a predicted model, not a curated record. Gene Ontology annotation, cellular component: cytoplasm; nucleus.
AGGGAUUAUUUGAUUUGUGCUCCUCAGAAUCAGUAAACAAGGCCUGUUAUACAGUCUAUUAAGGACAAUUGUUGCCAACAACCUCACAUGGAACCAGUGCCUUUAACACAAAUACACCUGACGCAGCUAGAAAUAAAUAAUGGGAGAGGUUUUUAGUAAGAAGGAAGGAAAAUCUCCAACAAGAAACCCAACACAGAUAGAGAGGAACACCAACUUACAUAAAGCUUUAUCAAAGUCUACACCUGACUUAUUUGAGGAACAAAAACCCAAACGGAGAAAGUUUAUAAAGAUUGGUAACAUCAAAGUCAGCGUAAUACAAGGAAAGAUAGCUGAAGAGACUGCAGAUGUUAUUGUAAACAGUGUGAACAGUGACCUUGACCUGGAAACAGGUCGUGGGUCAAAGGCUUUAGCUGACAGUGGGGGUGAUGCAAUUCAAAAAGAAUGUGAGGAGAACUAUCCAGGGGGGAUAACUGAGAAUGAAGUGGCUGUAACCAAUGGUGGAAAUCUAAAAUGUCGUAAAGUUUAUCAUGUGACCUUACCUAAAUGGGAAGACCACAACAAACAGGCAAUAACCACGGCUAUGACUAAUUGUCUAACAAUGGCUGACCAGUAUGGAGUUACUUCCCUUGCCUUACCUCCCUUUGGAUCAGGAUAUUUGAACUACCCAGACGAUGUAUUGACAGAUACCAUGCUACAGUCAGUCGUGGACUUUGAACAGUUGUUUCAUUCAACUUCUAUCGAUUCUAUUGUUAUAGUUUGUCACAGAACACAGAAUUCUGUAUAUAGGGCAUUUGAAAGGAAAGCAAGGGAAUUAUCAGGUGCUGUAUCUCAGGGAGGCAGUCAUUCAUGUAAAUGUGGACAUAUUAAUGUUAUAAUACAGAAAGGGACUAUAACAAAACAAAGGUGUGAUGUGAUGGUUAUAACAGCAUCUAAAGAAUUAAAGUUAAAGUAUGGAGCAUUAUCUAAGUCAGUACUAGACGCUGCUGGACCAGAAAUACAGACUGCUUGUGAUAAUAACUAUCCCUCGGGUGUAAGCUAUGGAGAGGUGGCAGCUACCCGAGCAUACAAACUUCAUUGUAGAUUUGUUUACUUUGGUUCUUUACCUGACUGGAAAAAUACCUCAGAUAAUCCACAACAGGUUCUGACAGAUUUUAUCACUAACUGUCUGGAGAAAGCACAUAGCCAUGACACCAAGUAUUUAGCCUUCCCCACCCUGGGGACAGGAGCUCUAAAGUACCCCCCUGAUGUGAUGGCCAAGACUAUGGAGAGUUGUAUCAGGAGGUUUGAUCUAAAGCAUGGGAACACAAAGUUACAACACAUCUACGUUGUCAUCUUUGACAGGAGUAAAGACUGCAUGGUUGUGGAAAAUGCUUUGCUUAAGGAAUUUCAAGUUACAAAAGGUCUGACUUUAAAGAUGCCAUCAGCCCCACCCCCUACAGUGGAGCCAUCUGCCCCACCCGAGUCCCCAGCUCCAGGAACACCAGCUUUCUUUCUGUGGAUGUACCAAUACCAGGACAAGCCUCCUAGUUACUGGUCAAUAUUUGGUCCAGCUAAGUCUCUGAAGGAAUGGAACUCACAGACCAAGAGAGAACGUUAUAAACUGGCUAAAGUGACAAGACAGAUAGAAACAGCAGUCCGUAAAAUUGUAGAAGAAACAUGGAUACAGAAAUUCGUUGGAAAAGGUCGUGAUGGUGCUGGAUUGGAAGACUUGAAUUAUACAAAUAUUCAAGUGACGAAAGUUGAAAGGAUUGAAAAUACAGAACUUUUUGAAAAGUAUGUUCAAAUGAGAGGAAAGCUAUUCCACAAAGCUGGAGUACUAGAAACACCUUUUGAUCAGUUAGGAGAUCUUACUAAGGGGGUUAAAAAAAGGAGAAUUUUUACCACUGGAAAAGCUGAUAAGAAUGUGUUUACCGAUGUUUACCCUGAGAUUAAUGAACACUAUCUGUUCCAUGGUACCCAGGAAGAUAGGAUUCCUACGAUCGCCACACAGGGUUUUGACAUCAGACUGACGGACAAGGCUAUGUUUGGAGCAGCCGUCUACGCAUCAGAAAGCUCAACAAAGGCAGAUCAGUAUGCAGAUAAAAAAAGUGAAAGGGACAAAUCAAAGCCAAAGAAGAUGAUUCUGUUGAGAAUGGCGCUAGGAGAAAUCUUUGUCACUGAAACAGAAAAGAAGUUUGCCCGUCCCCCUUGUAAAUCUUGUGAAAAAGACAAAUGUACAGAUCCUUCCCAUAAUUCCUCGGGACACGGAUCAUAUGACUCAGUUGUUGUUGAUGGGUCGUGGAAUUUCCGUGAGUUUCUUGCUUUUGAUGCGUCACAGUGUUAUCCUGAGUAUGUGAUUACUUAUCAGCGAGUAUAAUGACAGUGUCAAAGUUAUCCUGAGUAUGUGAUUACUUAUCAGCGAGUAUAAUGACAGAGUUAUCCUGAGUAUGUGAUUACUUAUCAGCCAGUAUAAUGACAGUGUUAUACAGAGUACACAAUCACUUAUCAAUGACAAUGUAUAUAUAUGUGAUAAC